Plutella xylostella (diamondback moth) is the source of this 2778-nucleotide messenger RNA. RefSeq names its product TBC1 domain family member 31. Lineage: Eukaryota; Metazoa; Arthropoda; Insecta; Lepidoptera; Plutellidae. Gene Ontology annotation, molecular function: protein binding. The record is from RefSeq and is a predicted model, not a curated record. Gene Ontology annotation, cellular component: ciliary basal body. Gene Ontology annotation, biological process: cilium assembly.
UUUGUUGUUUUGUUUUGAAAAAAUCAUCCGCCAAAUUUUGAAAUUUAUCUGCAUUUGCAAGAGAUUACAAAAACGUGCAAAAACGCUACAUUAGCUAAGUACUUUGAAAAUAUAAAGAUGCAAUUUUAUUUAAACAAUCUUUGAAUGAAGGAAUCUGUAUUAUAUUACAGAUAGAUGGAGCCGGAAAAGAAUAUGGUCGACAAUAUUGAAAAGUUCGACAUAAAACUCAAGAGCCAGCCGAAGGACGGAGUGAUCCUGCAGCUGCACCACACGAUCCGGCAGUCGAACGGCGAGUCGCGGCGGAUCCGCUUCGUGGCCGCCGCCUUCGAUGCCAAGUGCGAGAAGCUAGCGUGUGCCGACAGCUGGGGAAACCUCUUCAUACUCGACUUCGCUGAACUCCAGUUCUGGAAGCUCACCGGCGUCGGCGCCUGUAGUGCCGUACAGUUCAUAUCGCAUCUACAGGACACCCUCCUAGUAGCCACAUGCAAAAACUAUGACAUAUCGUUCAUGGAUGUGGAGACGGGCACUGCAACCCGCACCCUCGCUGGACACACCGCCCCCGUGAAGCACAUCUCCUUCUCCAAUGAGAAAAUAUGCAAUCUGCUCACCGCAAGCCCCGUCGAGGCCAUCAUAUGGGAUCUUAGAAAUUAUACUAAGUUCUUUACGUUGAAUACAUUUAAAGGUGCUCAGAUACAACAGAUUUUAUUCACACCGGCUGGGGACUAUUUAGUUUCGUGUUUCCAAAAUGACACAAUACAGAUAUGGAAGAAUGAGAGCAUGAAAUCUGUCAAGCAAAUUGUGCCAAAUGAGCUGAAGCGCAUGAGGAGUAUAGCAUUUACUAUGAAUGGCCGUGCAAUGGCCAUGGCUGGUCUGGCAUCUACUCUAAUACUAUUCAAUAUGGAUACUUGGAAAGCUCUCAAAUCUAUAGAUUUAUCAAAAUUUAACAUCUCUGGAGCACAACAAAUAGCAUUCAUUGCGCUACCCUUUGAUGGUGGCUGCAAUAAGAUCUUAGCCAUCCUGAGUAAUGACUGCAGCUUAUAUUUCCUGGACUUGGAGGCAUUGAGAAUAAUUUGCACUAUAACACCAGAAUCUUCAGGGAUUAAAAGGUUUUCUGUAAGCACUACCGGCAAAUACUUCUCAUGCAUACUUCAACUAGGAGAAGUUAACAUUUAUAACACAUCUUACGUGCUAGAAAUGGCUGUGAACUCCAACACUAAAGUUGAAAAACCUUAUUGUGCUUCAACAUCUGUUGCAAGAGUGACAGCUGCUAGAGAUCAGAUAACAUCCAAAGCAGAGGUGGAGCACAAUAUGAGGACCUGCAUGGACAGCUUGCGGCUCCGGAGGAUACUGAUGCAGUAUGGGGAAUACCCUGACAGAUACCGAUCUAUCAUUUGGAAAUCUCUAUUAAAUACACCUAGAAAUAAAGCUGCUUAUGCUGCAUUAGUAGAUAUGGGGGUACAUCAGGUAUUUCAAGAAAUAGAGAAACAAUUUACUAUACACAGCACUGGAACUUUAAACAGCCUUAAAAGGCUUCUCUCAUGCUUAGCACAUUGGUGCCCAUUGUUUGGAGUCAUGAAAUUUCUACCAGGUUUCACAUUUCCCUUUGUGAAGGUCCUACAGAAAGAUCCCAUGUUUUUGUUUGAAUGUGUGGCUUCAAUACUUAUAAAUUAUUGUCAACUCUGGUUUGAGUAUGCACCAUUUCCCCCAAUAAGUAUAUUAGCGAUGAUAGAGAAUGUUCUGGCUGAUCAUGACCAACAAUUGCUGAAUCAUUUCUGUGAGGUUGGGGUCACUAGUCAGGUGUAUGCACUGAAGAUUUUGGAAACUGCUUUCAGUGAAGUUCUGUCUUGUUCAGAGUGGCUAAUACUCUGGGACCACAUUCUGAGCAAUGAACCAGCAUUCAUGCUAAUGGCCGUAGUGUCUUACUGCAUUGUACAAAGAAACGCAAUUAGAAAACUGAAGACACUGCAUGACAUGGAACACUUUUUCCACACACAAAACCCUAUUGAUAAGAAGACAUUUCUCAAGAAGACCUAUAAUUUACUCAAUGACACUUCAGCAGAUAUUCACCCACGGAAGUUCUUUCGUAAAUUUUCUCCUCUAGAGAAGGGGGACUGUUACCAGCAGUUCACGGCGUACCCUGUAGCAACCAUCACUCUAAGGCUGGCUAGGAAGGAUCGGAGCCAUUCCGCUGUGCAGAAAAUGAGUCUCAGAAAUCUGAUAACAAAGAGUCAAGAACGAAUAAUAGAAGAGGGAUUACUGGAUGAGGCAGUAAUGAGGGCAGACUGUAACCCUAGCGCAGACGCGAUUCAAAGCUGCGAGAUAAGCCCAGUAAAGCCCAUGUCUCCUAGUAGUGAGAGACCUCCUAGUGCCAGCACCAACGGACAAGUGAGCGUCGGGCCGGUGUACCCGGCGGCCGUUCGAAGCCGCAGCAAAAACAAAAUACGAUGUGACUCUAAACACAAGAGAGAUAGUGUAAAACACCUGUCGCGUAAGAACUAUCGAAGAGCAAGCAACGACAAAAAUUAUGCACUGGAAAAUGAAAUUAAAAAGUUGAUGCCUGGCUCGCAUCUGGAAGCCAAUCAUUCAAAUUUCAAAUACGAAUACGUGAUAUUUUGUGCGUAGUUAUCCAAAUUGUAAAUGUUCCUCAUCUAUCAAACUAGCAUGUUUAUUUCGUUCACAAAAAAUACACCGAAACAUUUUAUUUAUAAAAUAAUUUAAUUAUGAAACACAACAUCGAAACUUCUAGUCGCGCGUAUAAACAAGCAAGUUUUGUUUCAA